AUGGUGAAGUCAAUGGAGUCCCAAAAUUACGGUACUGCCGUGGACGAGAGCUUACCACUUUAUUCAAAAAUCAAGUCAGUGUUCUGGGGUAAGCCUCCUAGAGAUCCUAAGGAGCGAAGAUUAUUACUGAAGAUCGAUUGUUUUGUGCUAUCGUAUGUCUGUCUUAGCUAUUGGAUUAACUACGUUGACAGGACAAACCUUUCGAAUGCCUAUGUCUCGGGAAUGAAGGAAUCACUAAAUAUGACAGGAAAUGAUUUUAAUGUGAUCAACACAUGCUUUACAGUUGGUUACAUAGUGGGUAUGAUUCCUAACAACCUGAUGCUGCUGCUAGUUCCACCUCGAUACUGGUUGACAUUUUGUGCAGUUGCUUGGGGUUUUCUUACAUUGGGCAUUUAUCGAGUAAACUCAUACCAACAAGUUUGCGCGAUAAGGUUCUUCCAAGCUAUUUUCGAAAGCGCUACCUUCUCUGGGACGCAUUUGAUUCUGGGAUCAUGGUACAAGGAGGAGGAGAUUAACACGCGAAGUGCCACCUUUACGAGCAGCGGCCUCAUUGGGUCACUAUUCUCGGGGUUCAUGCAAAGCGCAAUCUAUACAAACAUGGAUGGUAAGAGUGGUUUAGAAGGAUGGAGAUGGCUGUUCAUCAUUGAUUUUAUCAUCACCAUACCAAUAGCUUUAUAUGGGUUCAUGUGCUUCCCAGGCUCCCCAGAUAAAAUAAAAUCUAGCUGGAUAUUUUCUGAAGAGGACCUAAAAAUGGCUAAAGACAGACUGCCUCCCUCACCCAAAACUAAGUUGGAUUUAAGUGUCAUCAGAAGGGUCGUUGGGAGAUGGCAUUGGUGGUUGUUUAGCUUGCUAUGGGUGAUGGGAGGUGAAAACGAGUCGUUUGGAUCUAAUUCUUUAUUUGCCCUUUGGUUAGCGUCAAAGAAUUACAAUGUACCGCAGAGAAACCAUUACCCAAUGGGCAUUUUUGGAGUUGGUGUAGCUGCCACAUUUGCCUGUGCUCUGUAUGUUGAUCACACGGGUGGCAGAACCCACUGGCACGUAGCAAUUAUUAUUGCGGCAGCGAUGCUUUUGUCCUCUAUAAUGGUGCUUGCCAAUCCACUGAAGGACGCGGUUAUGUUUGCUGCUCAAUACAUAGCUGGAAUAUCGUUUGCCGGUCAAGCAAUUUUCUUUGCUUGGGCCAAUUUGGUAUGUCGGGCAGACCUUCAAGAACGAGCAGUUGUCCUGGCUUCAAUGAAUAUGUUUUCCGGGGCUGUAAAUGCUUGGUGGUCAUUGUUAUUUUACUCUGCAGAUACCGUCCCAAAAUUUAGAAAAGGCUGCUACGCAAUGAUAGCGACAACGAUAACUUCGGCUGUUAUAGCCAUUUUGAUCAGGUUUUUGCAAGUCAAAGACGAUCAGAGAUUUCCUAGUGAAAGAGGCAAGGUAGCUUUCCGUGAUGAUACAAGCAAUUUAGACAGCGGGGGUUCUGUCAAAGACGUUAUUACUUCUAAGGUCGAAAACUUCAGUUGA
This is a messenger RNA of Lachancea dasiensis, 1506 nucleotides long. NCBI's taxonomy places the organism in Eukaryota, Fungi, Ascomycota, Saccharomycetes, Saccharomycetales, Saccharomycetaceae. The record is from the annotation of a GenBank genome assembly.